GCGGUCUGUUUCCGGUCACCGGUACAUAGCACCGGUCGUCAUAUUAUCUUCCGUGAGCGUAUACGUGUAUUUGUAUGUAUAUGUGUGCGUGUGUUUGAUAGAGAGAACUCGGUUUUGGACACACCACACGGCCACCGGCAUUUAUAUCAAUCACCGACAUUCAUGGCGUCCACAAAUAUACCUCCCGAAAUUCCACCGCGAAGACAUAGCUCAACCGUUUCUCCAAACAAGAUUAUUAAUCAAAAUUCUGCCACAGAGCCGAAAUCUCCUUCCUUUCUACCACGGAGACAUUCAUCUUGUAUUGACGAUAACAUGGAUAGUGAAACUGAAACUGCAUCGUACCCGGCCACUCCAUCGACAACGUUGCCUUCGAUUCCGGCAAGACGAAACCCUGGACCACCAGUGAUAAGUCCUCGACCAGCCCAAUACAAGUUGCCACCACCACCGCGYGCGACCAAUGGUUGUGCGGGUGAUCCACCAACCGACAGGCAAACUAUCAGAGGGUUCAUCGAUGACCAUUCCAAAGAUAUGGUCCAACAACAACCACAACAACCACAGCAACCGCAGCAACCACCACAACCACCACAACUGCGUGCCAGAAGAUUCAAAGUACCACCACCCAUCAAAUGCAUUUCCGAGCCGCUGGACGGUGGUAGUCGAGAGAGUUACGAGAUGAUGACGCCCGCCAUGACUAUGUCUCCCAAUCGACAGGACAGCGGUCAUUGGAGUGACUCCUACAGCGUCAACUCGUCACCCGGCUACUCAACUAAGAGCAUGGAAACACCGCUGCUGUCUUCGCACGCCAAAAUGAUACCGUCCCGGUCAAACAAGAAACGUUUCAUACUCGACCGGUACGUAGUGUGCGAUCAGUGGAACGGUCGAGCCAGGUUUUCACCAGCCAACAGCGGCCCGAUCAGCUCCAGCAGUACAGCCGAGCUAACCAAGAGCCAUUCGACGCCAGCCAGUCUGCAAGCAGUUGUCGAAUUCAACGAAAACUCACCCAACUCACUGCAACAUAGGGUGUUGGGAACCGAAGCAAUUGACGUCACUGAAGUAUUUAUUCGACUGCAAAGGCGCCAAGUAGUGUACAAUGUCGCCAUACUGAUAUUCAUUACAUUUCUUUUGAUAUUUUUUGUACGAGUGGGUUUACCAAGUCCAAGUGGUCAAGUGUCAAGCAAAACGGCGUCAACGAUCGUGCGGAACUCAAACGCCGUCGACUACGCAAACGGUAGCGGUUCGCCAUUCAAGACCAUUUCCGUCGACGCUGACCUUUCGUCGAUGCAUGCCGCCCCCACUGAUCCGUCGUCAAACACGACGUCCACGACUCCGAAAAAAAAUAACAUUCCGAUCGUUCUUCCGAAUCCACCGACAGUUGAAGAUAUGUACGACGUCGCCAUUUUCAAUCCUAAUAUGUAUCCCAUCGUCGACUAUCCCAAAAGCACUUGCCUACCGUCUUUUUGUCAAAACGUCACGUCCACUUUACCACAGUACCUGUACACUAUACCUUACAAGCCAGAAUACGAUCCCAGAGAGCUGAUAGCGCUGGAGUCUGUGGUAAACGUCCGUUGCUAUGAGCUGACGGCACUUUACUUUUGUGCACUUCUCGCGUCCAGAGGCUGUGGAAACCGCAAAUUGAAGCCUUGUCAAUCGCUUUGUAAAGAAACUAUUCGGAGUUGCGGUUUCUUCUUCGACAUAUUCGAAGCGUACCACGAACACAGGGAAUGCACGCAGUUCCCGAACGACAACAACAACCCAAACACGUUUUGCAUCGGACACCGGGAAGUACUCAACGUCAGAAAAAUGAAACUUAGAGGACUUUGCCACGAAGGGUUUAAGUGUGAUAAAAAGAGAUGUAUYCCAUUGGAUUGGAAAUGUGAUGGACAUUUCGAUUGUGAAGAUCACACUGAUGAAUUGAAGUGUUCACAAUGCCCAGAUCGUCUUUAUAUAGAUCUCAGUUUGUAA
Diuraphis noxia (Russian wheat aphid) is the source of this 1962-nucleotide messenger RNA. RefSeq names its product corin serine peptidase (gene Corin). Gene Ontology annotation, molecular function: protein binding; serine-type endopeptidase activity. Gene Ontology annotation, cellular component: membrane. Lineage: Eukaryota; Metazoa; Arthropoda; Insecta; Hemiptera; Aphididae. Gene Ontology annotation, biological process: proteolysis. The record is from RefSeq and is a predicted model, not a curated record.